CGAGAGAUGUUCAACUGUGGGUGACAAUUUAUUGCGCUUUACAAGCAACAGAAUCUUUCGAUAUAUCACAAACACCCGUAGCGUUCCAAUCGGAAUGGCGGACUCCUACCUCCGAGAAGACAACCCGACGGUUACAAUCUUACUCCUAGGAGACUCAGGUUGUGGCAAGUCGACCUUUCUAUCAAGCCUGAAAUCCAACCAUCGCCGACUUCAAGGACAAAGAGGCGACGACGUCCCAUUACGGGAUAGCGACCAACCCUUUCUCUAUGACAUUCGCUUCUCCAAGAAGUCAUUCACUCUCGAAAUCUUCGAUACCGCCAGCCCCAAUCAGCACUGGUCGACUCUCCGGCCGGAUGUGGUGCUUCUGGCGUUCGAUAUCUCCAAUCGCGAGACUCUGGACGGGUUGAGAGGGUGGCGACACGAUAUCAUCCGGUACUUCCAACACGGCUACGGGGAGCGCAUCCCCAUCAUGGUGGUGGGAUUGAAACGAGAUCUCCGAGUCGAGGGAGAGGGAAUCAUCUACCCACAGGAGUCAUACCGCAUCGCCCAGGAACUUCGAUGCGAUCGGUAUGCGGAAUGUUCCGCCGCUACGGGUGAGUUGAUGGCGGAGACCUUUGAGGAUAUUGCGCGUAUGGCAGGGAUGACUUUGACGGCUGCGGGCGGGCAGAGUAGAGGCGGUUGCGUUGUAUGUUGAUUGUUUUUUUUGUUUGUGAUACCCUUCUAUUUCAUU
Messenger RNA from Aspergillus aculeatus ATCC 16872, 730 nucleotides. RefSeq names its product putative Rho-like small GTPase. NCBI's taxonomy places the organism in Eukaryota, Fungi, Ascomycota, Eurotiomycetes, Eurotiales, Aspergillaceae. The transcript is spliced from 4 exons. The coding region runs from base 95 to 694 and encodes 199 amino acids. The record is from RefSeq and is a predicted model, not a curated record. Gene Ontology annotation, molecular function: GTP binding; GTPase activity.